This is a messenger RNA of Durusdinium trenchii, 3507 nucleotides long. Lineage: Eukaryota; Dinophyceae; Suessiales; Symbiodiniaceae. The record is from the annotation of a GenBank genome assembly.
CCGGGAGCUGUACGGUUGGGAAGGCUCGGCAUGGCUCGGCAUGGCUCAGGGCGCGGGCGAAGUUCCUUCAGCUGUUCCUUCGCUCGUCGAGUGGCUGGAGGAUGAAGGCAAUCAGAGGAGGAUGCCUGAUUUGGACAGAGGAAGCGCUGGCAGCAGACAAGCUUUGGUUGGUGGAACUCAGCUGGAAAUAGACUUAUCACCAGAUCCAGAUGUCAGCAGUGCUAGUAGCAAGGGUCCAAAGGAAACGACUUCCUCUCUGAGGGAGGACGGCAGAAGGGGAAACAUGAUCUCCGCUUCAGAGGACUUGGAUCCGGUCGGUCCACUGGAAGCGGAACACCGAGUAGGAGCUGCACUGGAAGCGCUUGCUGAAGGCGCUUCGGCCACAGGUCCGGGCAGCAAAGGCCCUGCGGUGCCCGGCAAAGGUGGAACAUCAGCAGAGGAAGCUGGGAAGGCUGACGACACACCUGCCAGCACUGCCCCGAAAGCUGGCAAAGGCCUCCCCAAACCAACCAAAGAUGGAGAUGCCGCAUCUGAGGAUGAAGGAGAAGCAGCUACAGCAGGAGAAGCAGCAGCUGCAGAAGACGUUAAUGCUAGCCACAGCAGCCUGACUGGCAAAGGUCCAGCGAAGGGCAAGAGCAAAGGCCCCCCGCCACCCACAGGUGGACAAGUCGCCGCAGAAGGUGGAGGAGAAGCAGCUACAGCAGAAGGAGGAGCUGCAGAAGAUGUUAAUGCUGGCCCCAGAAGCCCGACUGGCAAAGGUCCAGCAAAGGGCAAGAGCAAAGGCCCCCCGCCACCCAAAGGUGGACAAGUCGCCACAGAAGCUGGAGGAGAAGCAGCUACAGCAGAAGGAGGAGCUGCAGAAGAUGUUAAUGCUGGCCCCAGCAGCCCGGCUGGCAAAGGUCCAGCGAAGGGCAAGAGCAAAGGCCCCCCGCCACCCACAGGUGGACAAGUCGCCACAGAAGGUGGAGGAGAAGCAGCUACAGCAGAAGCAGGAGCUGCAGAAGAUGUUAACGCUGGCCCCAGAAGCCCGGCUGGCAAAGGUCCAGCGAAGGGCAAGAGCAAAGGCCCCGCGCCACCCAAAGGUGGACAAGUCGCCACAGAAGCUGGAGGAGAAGCAGCUACAGCAGAAGGAGGAGCUGCAGAAGAUGUUAACGCUGGCCCCAGAAGCCCGGCUGGCAAAGGUCCAGCGAAGGGCAAGAACAAAGGCCCCCGGCCACCCACAGGUGGACAAGUCGCUACAGAAGGUGGAGGAGAAGCAGCUACAGCAGAAGCAGGAGCUGCAGAAGAUGUUAACGCUGGCCCCAGCAGCCCGACUGGCAAAGGUCCAGCAAAGGGCAAGAGCAAAGGCCCCCCGCCACCCAGCAAAAGUGGAACAUCAGCCACAGAGGAAGCAGGGAAGGCUGCCGACGAUUCGCCUACCACCAGUCCUGCCCUGCCAGCUGGAAAAGGUCCAGCAAAGGGCAAGAGCAAAGGCCCCCCCGCCGCCCAGCAAAGGUAUUGACAGCAGUACUCCUCCUGAACCUGAGGCUGGCAAAGUGGGGAAGGGGCCUGCCAAAGGCAAAGGGCCUGCUGGCAAGGGAAAAGGCAAAGGCAAGGGAAAGGAGGAGCUGAAGUUAAGGAAGCCGAAGAUCAAGCCAUCGCAGAACAUGAAGCAGCUUUGGUGGACCCGGUUCUUGCUGGGGAAGCACCUCAAGGAGGGUGAAACCAUCUGGGACCUACCAGGGGAGGAGGAGAUCCAGCUGCAGAUCCACGUCAUCGAGAACCGCUUCGGCCGCGGCUCCACGUCCCACCCCGCCGAGGAAAAGACCACGGCCAAAAAAGAGAAGGAGACGCUGAAGGCGAUCCGGAUCAUCACAGAUCCCAACUUGAUCGUUGGCAAGGAAGCGGCCCUCCGGAACCUGCCUUCUGCACAGAGCGUGGCCACGGCGCUCUCGAAGCUGGACGCCUUGGUGCUUUGUCCUUCGCACCUGGCCGUGAUCAAAGAGCAUGCUUGUCCUCAGCCAGCCCAGGUGGCACAGCUGGAGGAAUCGAUUCGGGAAAACCCGGGCGUUCCGCUGGCCUUACCCGAGGAGUACAUGUGGCAGAUCAGCCGAAUUCCAGCCUAUCAGGCUCGGGUCUCCUGUUGGAACUUCCUCAUCAGCUACAAGGAGACAGUGACCUCAUGCGGCUCCAUGUUUAGCGAGUUCGGGAAGAUCCAGCGGGCGGUGCGGAAGUCGCAGAUGCUGCAGAAGCUCCUCGCACUGAUCCUGGAGGUCGGCAACUACUUGAACGGUGGCACCGAACGUGGACAGGCGGAUGGCUUUGACCUGGAGACCUUGGGAAAGUUGGAUUCCGUGAAGGACAACGUCGCUCAGUCUCGGGACGCUCGACACUUGAUCUUCGAAAUGUUCUUCUGCGGCGCCCAGGAGUUCGGCCAACUCGCCAAGGAGGACCACCUGCGCUUCUACGACCGCGGCGAACAGCUGUUGGAGGAGCUUGGCCCCUUGAUGAAGAGCGUGAGCCGUGCGGUGCAACGCGACUCCGAGGGAACCUUGAAGAUGAUGAAGAACGUCAGGGUCGGCUUGGAAGAGGCAGAGGAAAGCCUACGGGAGCUGAACCAACAGCUGACGGAGCAGCUGGAGGCGCUGCAGAUGGCGCUGGAACUCACCGAUGACCCGGCGGAUCCCUUGAAGCUGCACAUGGCGGUGGAGCUGUCAACGGCCAAAGCGGAGAUCAAAGCCUUGGAAGAGCAGGGCACCACGUGUCGAGAAGACUAUGGGAAGCUCAUGAAGUUCUUCAAUCACACGGGUAUGAAGAGUAGCGACUUCAUCUUGCUCUGGGACAAUCUCCUCAUUCCGGAGGACCUGAUGCUUGCUAUCCCGCUUUCCACGCUGAAGAAGUACAUCUUCCCACGCUUCUGCGCGCCCUCGGUGAUUCCCAACUUGCACGACCUGCUGCUUCUUUGGGGCUUCCGGGCCGCCGAGCAGAAACCACCACGCAAGAGCCAAAGGGUACGCCGCAAGCGCCGAGACCGCGUGCCUACCCCGGCCACCGAUGUCAUGGCGGUGGUCACCGUGCACCGCUUCGGCGCCAAAUGGCUGGGCGCCGCCCGCAGGAAGCGCACCUUGACGUAAGCUGCGCACCUUGACGUAAGCUGCGCUCCGCCCUCUGCCGCUCCCUCUCCCGCUCGGUGAGGCAGUGAACGCCGGCAAUCCCAAUUGACAUUGUAAAGAUACACUUAGUAAUAUGGCCAACCACAUCUUGCCUCUGAAGCGCGGCCAGAUGAUGUGCCCCCGCUGGAGACAGCAGCUUUGUCUGAGACAGCGGCGAAUGCCGGAUUUGCCCAGAAUGCGUUGGCUCUUUCGCAUGCGUUUGAGGCCAAAAGAAGAUGGGUCAAGCAGUUCAGUUCGGCAUUCACGAUCCGGGACUUGAAUGAUCAACUCCAGUAUGAGGUCAGGAACUCCUGACCUGCAAAAAGGGGAGGGACAAAUGUGGUUCAAUCUGUCCACCGCACUGUGCAACACUCAG